AUGGAUCGACUACUCAACCUACAAACAGCGCUCUCCCUCGGCUAUGUCGGCUCCAUGGUCCUCACGGCCUACCUAUCAUCCCUUCAUCUCCUGCCCUCCACCACCACCCGCAAAACACGCCUGAUCUACCUCUGGCUCUCCUUCGACUGCAUCUGCCACCUCACGCUCGAAGGACCUUGGCUCUACCUCAGCACGCAAUCGCGGAGCGUCAACGCAUCGAAAUCAUUCUUCGGCUAUCUGUGGCAGGAGUACGCGGCAGCGGACGCGCGGUGGGGUACGGGCGACGCGACGCUGGCGUCCAUGGAGUUUGUCACCGUGCUGCUGUGCGGGCCCUUGGCGGGGUGGUGCGCGUGGCUGCUGGCGCGCGGGGAUCGGGCGUACCAUUACUGGGUGGUGGUGUUGAGCACGGCGGAGCUGUAUGGCGGUUGGAUGACGUUUGCUCCUGAAUGGUUGGUUGGGAGCGCAGCGUUGGAGGUGGGCGACUGGUUGCUGUUGUGGGUGUAUUUGGUGUUCAUGAACUUGGUGUGGGUGGUGAUACCGGCGUGGUUGAUGGUGGACAGCUAUGCAGUUGUAUCGAGGUGCUUGAGGGGGGAUGAGGGGGUGGAUGGGACGGUGGCGCCCGUGGCCCGUGGGCAGGUGUCAAAGGGUAAAGCAAAGGCCAAGUCCAAAGAAGCAACGAAGAGCGUUGCAUCAACACGCACACUCUCGGGAUCAGCGUACCUGCUCCUCGUCGCAGCCAUCUUCCUCUACCUCAUGCCGACCGCCGUUUCGGCGGCCUCCACCACACGCUUCUCGUACGACCCUUCAGGCACCACCACCCUCUUCCCCACCGUCGACCUCACCUCUCGCACCGAAUCGAUCUUUACCUCACUCAAAUCGCUGAUUCUCCCUCUCCUUCUGCCCCUUGGCCUGGUCGGCUUCUCGUUCACAGUGGGGGCGAUCCAAGUGGCCGACAAAGCUCUGCGCAAAGUGCGCAAGACGAACCGUACGCGGCGACGCAAGCUCCUCGCGACGCUAUCGAUCGACGAAAAGACUUCUCAAGUCACAAUCAUCGGCUUCUUCCACCCGUACUGCAAUGCGGGAGGCGGCGGAGAGCGCGUGCUGUACGAAGCACUUUCUUACCACCUCGCGCGCGACCCGCACUGUGUCGGUGUCGUGUAUACGGGCGAUUACCCGGCCACCUCGAAAACCGACAUCCUCGCUAAAGCAGCAUCGCGGUUUGGGAUCACCAUCGACCCGAACCGAGUCGCCUUUGUGGGAUUGGAGCGGCGGUGGAUGGUCGAAGACUCCGCAUGGAAGAGCUGGACGCUGCUGGGACAGAGUUACGGCUCGAUAUGGUUGGGGUUCGAAGCGCUCAGCCAGCUCGUGCCGGACGCGUGGAUCGACACCAUGGGCUAUGCGUUCACCUACCCCGUUGCGCGCCUUUUCAACCGCACCUUACCCAUCGCUGCAUACGUCCACUACCCGAUCAUCUCGACCGACAUGCUCGCGCGCGUUUCUGCACGUCAGGCGGGGCACACCAAUGACAGCCGUACCGCCAACUCGGUGGUGCGCAGUCGUGGCAAGUUGGUCUACUACAGGCUGUUUGCGAAGGUGUACAGCUGGGCACUGAGGCGUGCAGACGUGGUGGUGGGCAAUGGGAGCUGGACGCGGGGUCACUUGGAGCAGUUGAUGGGGCGGCGAGUGGAGAAGGUAUUCCCGCCGUGCGAUACGGAUCCGCUGGCGCAGUUUGGGCUGCAGCGCGAGAGCAGGGUGGUUGUCAGCCUGGCGCAGUUCCGACCGGAAAAGGAGCAUCCGAUGCAGCUAAAGGUGCUCAAGCAGUUGCGAGACACGCGGCCGGAUCUGUUUGGUGCGCAGAAUGGCGUCAAGCUCGUCAUGAUGGGCAGCAGCAGGAACUCGGACGAUGAGCAACGCAUCGAGCUGUUGCGAGCUCUGUCCAAAUCGCUGGGUCUGGACGAGUGCGUCGAGUUCGUCGUCAACGCAAACUACGAGGCUAUCUGCCAACAUCUGGCACAGGCAAGUGUGGGCAUCAGCACGAUGAAGGACGAACAUUUCGGCAUAAAUGUUGUCGAGUUCAUGGCCGCUGGUCUCGUCACGCUUAGCCACAAGAGUGCUGGGCCCUGGCUGGAUAUCGCUGUUCCUUCGGCUAAUCGCUCUGCGCCUGCGACGAAGGAGGGCGAACAGCAGCAGGAGAAGACAGCGGUAGGAUAUCACGCAGAGACCGUCGAAGAGUUUGCGUCUGUUCUGGCGAGCAUUUUCGACUUACAAGAGCGUCAGCCGGAGAAGGUGGCGGAGAUGAGACGUGCUGCGAGAAGCAGAGCGCAGGGUGUGUUUGGGAGGAAAGCCUUUACUGAGGCGUGGCAGAAGGAAUUGUGGGGGAAACUCGAGGGGAAGUUGCACCGAUCCGGCCCGACACAGGUGCAGCAGCAAGAGAAGAAGGAGCAGUGA
This is a messenger RNA of Sporisorium graminicola, 2448 nucleotides long. RefSeq lists its product as uncharacterized. Gene Ontology annotation, cellular component: endoplasmic reticulum membrane. Bases 1 to 2448 code for a protein of 815 amino acids. Gene Ontology annotation, biological process: protein N-linked glycosylation. The record is from RefSeq and is a predicted model, not a curated record. Lineage: Eukaryota; Fungi; Basidiomycota; Ustilaginomycetes; Ustilaginales; Ustilaginaceae. Gene Ontology annotation, molecular function: GDP-Man:Man(3)GlcNAc(2)-PP-Dol alpha-1,2-mannosyltransferase activity. The transcript has a single exon.